This is a messenger RNA of Prunus persica (peach), 1522 nucleotides long. RefSeq names its product telomere repeat-binding factor 2. Lineage: Eukaryota; Viridiplantae; Streptophyta; Magnoliopsida; Rosales; Rosaceae. Bases 348 to 1253 code for a protein of 301 amino acids. The transcript is spliced from 8 exons. Gene Ontology annotation, cellular component: nucleosome. Gene Ontology annotation, biological process: nucleosome assembly. The record is from RefSeq and is a predicted model, not a curated record. Gene Ontology annotation, molecular function: double-stranded telomeric DNA binding.
CCGUCUGUCCAUCUCUCAAAAGGAAAGGCCGAGGCACACAAAUCCAAUGGAACUUAACAAUUUCUUCUUCUAAUAUUCAUUUUCAGACAAUAUCUAUCUACACUUGAAGAACAAACAAAAUAAUAUAUAAACUCCGCAAAAUUCCCAAUUUUCGAACUUUCGAAUAAUUGAAUCAUUCUCGGUUGCCCACAUUUCCGGUCAGCUUCUCAGUAAUUUUCUCCGAUCCGGAUUUGCCGAUAUGCAUUGCCAAUUCAUUUCAUGGAUUUGAUGUGAAUUUGCUUAGUGCUGACAGGGUGCAGAACUUAACUGGGCAGAUAUCCUUCUGGAAAAUUUUUGGACUUUGGUUGAUGGGUGCUCCUAAGCAGAAGUGGACUGCAGAAGAAGAAGCAGCCCUUAAAGCUGGAGUACUUAAACACGGGGCAGGCAAAUGGCGCACAAUACUCACAGAUCCAGAGUUCAAUUCUAUCUUGCAUCUGCGUUCAAAUGUUGAUCUCAAGGACAAGUGGAGAAAUAUAAACGUGACCGCAAUAUGGGGGUCUAGACAGAAGGCUAAGCUUGCACUUAAAAGGAACCUACCAAAUCCCAAACAUGAUAAUAACCCUUUGGCCGUGAGCACUGUGAUUCAAAGUCAUGAAGAAAUUGUUGAUGCUAAGCCUCUUGCCAUUUCUGGUGGAAAAUUGCAGACUACUGAAUCAAAACAACCAAUUGCCAGGUUGGAUCACCUUAUAUUAGAGGCUAUUACAAAUCUGAAGGAGCUAGGGGGUUCUGACAGAGCUGCCAUUGCUAUGUACAUAGAGGAGCAAUAUUGGGCGCCUCCAAACCUUAAAAAGCUACUCUCAUCAAAAUUAAAGCAUAUGGUCGCCAACGGAAAACUGAUUAAGGUAAAGCAUAGAUACAGAAUUGCACCAAGUUCAGCUUCUUCUGAAAAAAGAAGAAGCUCUUCAAUGUUGCUCUUGGAGGGAAAGCAGAAGGAUUCUUCAAGAGCGGAUAAGAGCAAUGUCAACAUUCUUACUAAAUCUCAAGUGGAUGCAGAUCUAAGCAAGAUGAGAAGCAUGACUGCACAAGAGGCUGCUGCUGCUGCUGCCCAGGCAGUUGCAGAAGCAGAAGCUGCCAUUGCAGCAGCUGAAGAAGCAGCAAGGGAGGCAGAGGCGGCAGAAGCUGAAGCAGAAGCAGCACAAGUUUUUGCCAAAGCAGCAAUGAAAGCAUUGAAAUGUAGAAGACUUGACCUUGACAUGAAACUCGCACAUGGGUAACUCCUUUUUGAGCAAGAACUGUGAAUGGAACAACGAUAUGCUGGUGCAGCAAUGGCUUCAUGUGUCAGUUAGUGUAAAUAGGUUGUGUUUGUAAAUCUGGGACACGAGAGCUCCAUCUGUGAAUUUCCUUUUUUAACAUUUCCAGGUAUCAUUUUGUACGGAGCUUAUUAGGUGUUCUGAUAUUCAGAAUUAAACAAUGAGGUAAAUGAGUAAAAACUGAAGGAAAGAGAGAUUUUGCAUGCCAAGGUAGAUAAAAGUACGCUUUGCAA